Bubalus bubalis (water buffalo) is the source of this 2960-nucleotide messenger RNA. RefSeq names its product MGAT4 family member C (gene MGAT4C). The transcript is spliced from 5 exons. Bases 846 to 2282 code for a protein of 478 amino acids. Gene Ontology annotation, biological process: protein N-linked glycosylation. The record is from RefSeq and is a predicted model, not a curated record. Gene Ontology annotation, molecular function: acetylglucosaminyltransferase activity. NCBI's taxonomy places the organism in Eukaryota, Metazoa, Chordata, Mammalia, Artiodactyla, Bovidae.
AUACUUUAAGCUUUAUUAAACAAAACUUUAUUUAACAUGUAACAUUUUUAGCAUUUAGAGAGUAAUAUUUAACAUUCAGAGAUCAAUAUAUAUUUUCAUUUCAAAAAUUUUACUAGAUUUUGCAGUACACGUGGCUACCGUGACCAGAUUGAUCAAAAGCUCCACAGUGCAUUGUCUACAUUGUAAUUUUUCUCAAUUUGACCCUCUUAGUCUCAUGGGGGCAGUUCUGUAAAAUCAAUGCAAAGUAAUUAGAAAAUUUUAAAUUCUAGAUGCUGUGAAUAUAUCAGUCAUCUCCUUUAAUAUCCACUCAAUGGAAUACCUUUUAUAAAUACUAUCAUUUAAUAAACAUAUCUGGAAAAUAAAGUUCCCAUAGAUCCUAAUUAAUUAAUGAUGUAAAUUUGCCUUAGCAUAUUUGGGGGAAAGUAUUUUCAGUUUUCUAUCCUCCAGUAGCUCAGCAUCACUUUUACUCCCCUUUUGAGCAAAAAUUAUAGUCAGAGAUGAGCAUUUCAAUUUGCAGCUGACAGUUUAGGGUUAAGAUAUGAUUCCAGGUAACAGAAGCCAAUGAGAGUACACCCAGUUGAUGUUUGUGACAUCAUCUUCCAGUCGGAGUACAUAGAAGCGCUGAGGUAGCGUUCAGCUUCAGCCUCAGUGCCAUUAUGAUGGAUGUUUAUAUCUCUUCAUUGAGAGCCAAUUAUCUCGCUUUUGUGUGAGGCCCAGGGAUCACUCAUGCUGCCAGGCUGCACGGAGCACUGUUGGAUGUAGCUGAACCAAUUGUUUUCUCUGUCUCUGUAUAUCCACAUUUUCUACACAGGACUGAUUGUGACUACUUCUUUCUUAAGGAGAGAAUGCUUAAAUUUCACCAAGUGAAACAUAUUUUUGAUGUACUAGAUAAAAUGCGAUGCCUGCGAAAACGUUCUACUGUCUCAUUCUUGGGAGUUCUUGUCAUUUUCCUUCUGUUUAUGAACUUGUACAUUGAAGAUAGCUAUGUUAUGGAAGGAGACAAACAGAUUUUAAGAGAAACAUCUACACAUCAGCUGAGUCCAGAACACUACAUGCAUACUUUCAAAGAUUUGUCUAAUUUCUCAGGAGCCCUCAAUGUCACCUAUCGCUACUUAGCUGUCAUGCCUUUACAAAGAAAGCGAUUUCUUACAAUUGGACUUUCAUCAGUGAGACGAAAAAAAGGAAGCUAUUUACUUGAGACAAUCAAGUCAAUUUUUGAGCAAUCCAGCUAUGAAGAAUUGAAGGAACUUUCAGUGGUGGUUCAUCUAGCUGACUUUAACUCAUCCUGGCGUGAGGUCAUGCUGCAAGAUAUUACACAGAAAUUUGCCCACCAUAUUAUUGCUGGAAGGUUAAUGGUUAUACAUGCUCCAGAGGAAUAUUACCCAAUCCUGAGUGGCCUUAAAAGAAAUUACAAUGAUCCAGAAGAUAGAGUCAGAUUCCGUUCCAAGCAAAAUGUAGAUUAUGCUUUUUUGCUCAACUUUUGUGCCAAUAUUUCAUACUAUUAUGUAAUGCUUGAAGAUGAUGUUCGUUGUUCAAAAAAUUUCUUAACUGCCAUCAAGAAAGUCAUUGCAUCCUUAGAAGGAACUUACUGGGUAACCCUUGAGUUCUCUAAACUUGGCUAUAUUGGAAAACUUUAUCAUUCUCAUGAUCUCCCACGUUUGGCACAUUUUUUAUUAAUGUUUUAUCAAGAAAUGCCUUGUGAUUGGCUAUUGACUCAUUUCCGGAGUCUGUUAGCUCAGAAAAAUGUGAUUCGUUUUAAACCAUCUCUCUUUCAGCACAUGGGUUAUUAUUCAUCAUACAAAGGAACUGAGAAUAAGUUGAAGGAUGAUGAUUUUGAAGAAGAGCCAUUUGACCUCCCAGAUAACCCUCCUGCAAGUCUUUAUACCAACAUGAGUGUUUUUGAAAAUUAUGAUGCAAGCAAAGCCUACAGUAGUGUUGAUGACUACUUCUGGGGGAAACCACCUUCAACAGGAGAUGUCUUUGUGAUUAUAUUUGAAAAACCAAUUGUAAUCAAAAGAAUUAAAGUGAAUACUGGAACAGAAGAUCGACAAAAUGAUAUUUUGCAUCAUGGAGCUCUAGAUGUUGGGGGAAAUAUUAGAUAUUUUAAACAAAAUAGACAAUGUGUUACUUAUAUUAAACUAGGAGAAUUCAGAAAUGGAAACUUUGAAGUAUCUGAUGUAAAUACAAAAAUUCCAUUUGAUAUCCAUUGUAUGAGGAUAUAUGUUACCAAAACACAAAAGGAAUGGCUGAUUAUUAGGAGUAUUAGCAUUUGGACUUCUUAGCCAAUUAAAUCAGUAUGUCCAGUUACUGAAGCAGGUCUUCCUGUUUCCUGCUUUGCUACUUCCUCUUUUGCUCCCUUUGUCCUUUAGAGGGAAUGCAAUGGAUUGGAUAUUUAAAAAGUCAAUCAUUUUGGCAGUUUUGAUCUGCUCAUUGUCAGCAUACUUUUACUCUUAUACACACAUUUAUUUUAACUUUUGAAGCUGAGAAUCAGUUCAUAGUUAGUAAUACUUUUGUUUAUAUUUUAAUGUUAUUGUGUUACUUUCAAAAUUUCACCUGCAUGUCAAAAAGGUGACAUGAAGGAUUUAAAAUGAGAAAAUGUGGUUUGUUCAAUGGUGAAUCUUGAAAGAUAGUUCCCACUGUAUGCACUUAGUCAAGAAUUUAUUUCAUUAUAUCAUCAGAUAAAUUUUAUUAAGCAUCUCUGUGACUAUGCAGUUGGUUAGAAUAAUAAUCUGUCUUGUUUUUCUUGUAAACUUAGGUUUCCAUAGACUUCUGUACAUCUACAAUGAAUACCUCCUCAUAGAAGUGAUGUCUUUACAACAGAAUUUUGUGUGUCUCUGAGGUGAUGAAAAGAAGAAAAAAAACUUAAAAAUAUCCUCCCCUGAUUAUUUAUAUAGCAGGGGAAAUUGUUCAAUGUAUAAAAAUUUGAACACCUACUGUCAAUAAAUUUUCUGUGGGAAGCA